Molecule: messenger RNA, 2820 nt
Organism: Chlamydomonas reinhardtii
Lineage: Eukaryota; Viridiplantae; Chlorophyta; Chlorophyceae; Chlamydomonadales; Chlamydomonadaceae
Exons: 12
Coding region: 358-2586 (742 amino acids)
Molecular function (GO): LPPG:FO 2-phospho-L-lactate transferase activity
Source: RefSeq, a predicted model, not a curated record
AUAAUGCAGCUGGAGCUCAUUGCAGACACUAGGCCUUCAGGCCCAAGCGUUUUACGUUUUGCGAGCAACACCGCAGCUACUUAUACACAUCACUUGCACUAUAUUUCAACCGAUCACUCGAAACAGUGGUUGCACCCAAGUGAAAACCCUUUCGAUGCGCAGUGCUUUGCGAAACCCCAGCACCCACGGACCUCCGGAACUGCUAUGAAAGGCCUCUGCAACGCCUGCGCUGGCGCGCGAAGCAAGGCGCGCAUACAGCACACUGCAAGCAGGGUAGUUUGGGGUCGCCCGAUCGUCGGUCGGCCUCUCAGGCUCGCGAAUCACGCUUUAGGCGAGCAUAACGGUCAUCCACGGAGAAUGGCGACGCCAUCCUCCUCAGCGGACUUCGACGAGGAUGAUGAUUCGGGCAGCGGCUACUACAGCCCUGUGCAGCCGCCGCCCGACCUGCCGCGCCUACACACCACCACCGCCACCCCCACCCCCACCACCUCGUCCUCACCCGCCGCCUCCCCAAAAGCCUCCUCAGCCGCAUCCGCAUCCGCCGCAGCCGCAUCCGCCGCAGCCGCCGCAGCCGCCGCAGCUACAGCGCCGGGCGCGGCAGUAGCCGCCCUGACGGUGCCUGGCGGCUUCACGCCGGCUAGCAGCCUGGGCGGGGCGCCGGCGGGGGCUGCUGGCGGCGUGCCGGGCACGCCCAAGGCGGCCUGGAGCCCGGCCCUGGUGGUGUUCAGUGGCGGCACCGCCUUUAACAGCGUGGCGGGCCACCUGCGGCACCUGACCACGCGGGUGGCGCACGUGCUGCCCGUGUCGGACGACGGCGGCAGCACCGCCGAGAUCGUGCGGGUGCUGGGCGGCCCGGCGGUGGGCGACAUCCGCAGCAGGUGCCUGCGGCUGGCGGACGACAGCGACGAGGAGGCCCGGGCUGUGAAGCGGCUGCUGGCGCACCGCCUGCCCGCCUACGACGCCGGGGCGGCCAAGCAGGAGUGGUACGCCAUCGUGGAGGGCGACCACGCGCUGUGGCGCGGCGUGAGCGACCCCUACAAACACACCAUCCGCGCCUUCCUGGUGCAGUUCCACACCGCCAUACUCAGUCACAACAGCGGCGAGAGGUUCAGCUUCAGGAACGGCAGCGUGGGCAACUUCUUCUUCGCCGGCGCGCGCAUCUUCUUCCGCUCCCUGGAGGCCGCCAUCUUCCUGUUCGCACGUGUGGCUCGGCUGCCGGAGGGCUCCCACGUGCUGCCCGCCAUCGCCACCGAGCAGCGCAUCACGCUGGGUGCGGAGCUGGAGGACGGCAGUGUCCUGCGGGGCCAGAACCAGAUCAGCCACCCGCCGCCGCCCGACGACGGUGGUGGCCCGCAGGAGGUGGACAAGGGCUGCGACAUGCCGCUGCCGGCGCCCAUACGCCGCGUGUUCUACAUGGCGGCGGACGAGCACCGCGCCGGAGGCGGAGGCGGCGGCGGCGGCGGCGCAGGAGGCAGCGGAGGCCGGGGCGGAGGCGUUGGAGGCGGAGGAGGCGGUGUCGGGUGGCGGGGCAGCGGCGGCGGCGCGGGAGUGUUGCUGGGCGGCGGCAGUCCGGGUGAGGGCCCGGCGCUGCAGGGCAUCCAGGGUGAGCACGAGGUGUUCCCGGCAGCCAACCCGCGCGUGCUGCAGGACAUCCACCGGGCUGAUGCGCUCAUCUACGGCAUGGGCUCGCUCUACACCUCCAUCUGCCCCACCCUGUGUCUGGAGGGCAUGGGGGAGGCCAUCGCAAGCAGGCCCGUGCCCAAGGUGAUGAUGCUGAACGGCAGCCACGACCGCGAGACGGCCUGCUGCGGCGCCCACGACGGCCCCAUGACGGCCGCCGACAUGGUGCAGGCGGUGUGUGACGCGCUCAACCGGCGGCGCACGCGGCGGCCCGGCGGCCGCCUGCGCCACCCGCCCGGCGCCUACGUGACGGGGCUGCUGGUGCCGCGCGGCGGGGCCAUCCGGGUGGACCCCGCGGCGCUGGCGCUGCUGGGCGUACGGCACAUCCUGGAGGUGGACAGCUACACGGACGACUGCGGCCGCGCCAACUUCGACCCGGCGGCGCUGGUGUCCCGGGUGGACGAGAUCCUCAGGCUGCACUGGGACACGGCGCUGCUGGCGGCGGCCGCCUCCGCGCCCGCGGUGCCCGCGGCGGCGGCAGCGGCGGCCGCGGCCGCUACUGCAGCAGGGUCUGCGGGCGCGGGUGGAAGCAACGGGGCCGGGGGUGGUGGGAGCCCGGCGCUGGCGGCGAGUGCGUCAGCGCCUGACGCGGCAGCAGUGGAGGCGGCGGCGGCGGCGGGCCGGAGUAGCCGGACGGGGCUGGGGAGCAGUACGGGUGGUGCCGGUGUGGAGGAAGGGAGCAGUGGCGGGCGCGAAGCGGCGGCGGUGGAGGCGGCGGCUACUGGCGUGGCGCGGCUAGGGUUGGGAUCUGGCGAAGGGAGAGGCACGGAUGCGGGUGUGGGUGUGGAUGGGGGCGCGGUGGGCGUGUUUGGGUCGGCUGCAGGUGCCGAGCUGGCGCAUGCGGCGCUGGGGAACGCCGGAUCGGGUGCGGAAACGGGCCCAGACGUGUUGAAUGGUCGGCAUUGACGAGACGUGAGUCGUGGCCAGGUGUGGAGUUUGCAGGUAUGUGGUGUGGGCGUGUGUGUUUGUGUGUGAGGACACGACGCAUCGACUCGCAGAAGGGAUAGAUGCAUAUAUUCUGCUGGAAUAUAAAGCUACUCGCCUGUCGAUCUGAAGUGUGUGGGGGACUGGCGCGACUGGUCGUGUCACCCUCAAUGAUGAGGGCAAUGACCCUGAAUAAGAUUGGGGACCCUGUCAAGU